AUGACUUCUAUCACAGCUUUUCCAGAUUCAAAUGGUUACACGCAGUCAUUUAGUAUUGAAGAAACAGCUGAACUUUUGAAAUUUUUUGAAGAGUAUGGAUUUGUCGUUGUCAGAAAUAUCAUCGAAUCUGAAUCGCAAAUAGAAGAAACUAUUGAUGAAAUCUGGAGUUUGCUGAGAGUACUUAAUCCAAAGAUUGACAAAUAUGAUAGUUCAACAUGGGAUAAUAAGUAUUGGCCAAUUCAAAUGGGCCUCAAGGAUGGAGGUUUCAUAUCACAUAUGGCGGAUGUUGCAACAAAAAUGUGUUGGGAAAAUAGACAACAUCCUAAUGUUGUUCGAUUAUUUCAAAUUCUUCUCAAACAAGACGAACUCUGGGUUAAAUUUGAUCGAUAUGGAAUGAUGAGACCUACCAAAGGUAUCAGUUUUAAACAGAACGAGACAGAUGGGUCCAUUAUAGUGGAAGAUAGACCUGAAUGGAGAUCAAAACCAAAUUGGCUACAUUGGGAUCAGAAUCCUUGGAGAUAUCCAGAUUUUAUUGGUAUACAAGGUCUGCUUGCAUUGAGCAACACAAAUUCAAAUACUGGAGGAUUUCAUUGUGUUCCCGGAUUCACUCAUCGUUUUAAACAAUGGUCAAUAGAUAAUGAAAAUAAACAUAAAUGUCGUGGUGGAGUUGUUAAUGUACCCGAAGAUGAUCCUAUUCGAAAUGAAAUCAAACAGAUUCAUGUUCGAAAGGGUUCUUUCAUUGUAUGGGAUUCACGGUUACCUCACGGAAACUUUCCGAAUGAGAACGACCAAUUUCGAAUCGUUCAAUACAUUACAUUUGAACCACCCAAAGAAGCUGAUAAUUAUGAAUUGACACAUCGAAUUAAUGCUUUUCACAUGCGUAUGCUAAGUUCAGAGGCUGAUGAACAACUUAUUGGGUUUCCAGAACCACAGCUAACCGAACUCGGAGAAAAGAUUGUUGGAUUGAGAAGUUGGACAACAAACGAGAGAGUAAAAAGUGAUUUUGAAUGA
Rotaria socialis is the source of this 1011-nucleotide messenger RNA. NCBI's taxonomy places the organism in Eukaryota, Metazoa, Rotifera, Eurotatoria, Philodinida, Philodinidae. The record is from the annotation of a GenBank genome assembly.